Molecule: messenger RNA, 2540 nt
Organism: Mesitornis unicolor (brown roatelo)
Lineage: Eukaryota; Metazoa; Chordata; Aves; Mesitornithiformes; Mesitornithidae
Gene: MINDY2
Product: family with sequence similarity 63, member B
Exons: 9
Coding region: 103-1125 (340 amino acids)
Biological process (GO): protein K48-linked deubiquitination
Cellular component (GO): cytosol; cell periphery
Molecular function (GO): cysteine-type carboxypeptidase activity; K48-linked deubiquitinase activity; cysteine-type deubiquitinase activity
Source: RefSeq, a predicted model, not a curated record
CCGGGCCAGUCGGUGUAUCACAUCAAGUGGGUCCGCUGGAAGGAGGAGAACACGCCCGUCAUUACCCAGAACGAGAACGGGCCCUGUCCCUUGCUGGCCAUCAUGAACGUGCUGCUCCUGGCCUGGAAGAUUAAGCUGCCACCAAUGAUGGAAAUCAUAACGGCUGAACAGCUGAUGGAAUACUUAGGGGACUAUAUUCUUGAUGCAAAACCUAAAGAGAUAUCUGAAAUUCAGCGUCUGAAUUAUGAACAGAAUAUGAGUGAUGCAAUGGCGAUUCUACAUAAGUUACAGACAGGUCUGGAUGUCAAUGUGAAGUUUACAGGUGUACGAGUCUUUGAAUACACACCUGAAUGCAUAGUGUUUGAUCUUCUCGAUAUCCCCUUGUACCAUGGGUGGUUGGUGGAUCCUCAGGUUGCUGACAUAGUAAAAGCAGUUGGUAACUGCAGCUACAAUCAGCUAGUGGAGAAGAUAAUUUCAUGUAAACAGUCGGACAACAGUGAACUGGUUAGUGAAGGGUUUGUAGCUGAACAAUUUCUGAAUAACACAGCUACACAGCUGACGUACCAUGGACUGUGCGAGUUGACUUCAGCUGUCCAGGAGGGAGAGCUUUGUGUGUUCUUCAGGAACAACCAUUUUAGCACCAUGACCAAAUACAAGGGUCAGCUUUACCUGCUGGUGACAGACCAGGGCUUUCUUACGGAAGAGAAAGUUGUCUGGGAAAGCUUACACAAUGUGGAUGGUGACGGAAACUUCUGUGAUUCUGAAUUCCACCUGCGGCCUCCAUCAGAUCCUGAAACUGUCUACAGAGGGCAGCAGGAUCAAAUAGAUCAAGAUUAUCUGAUGGCAUUGUCUCUGCAACAAGAGCAGCAAAAUCAAGAGAUUAACUGGGAACAGAUCCCAGAAGGCAUCAGUGAUCUAGAGCUAGCAAAGAAGCUCCAGGAAGAGGAGGACAGGAGAGCUUCUCAGUACUAUCAAGAGCAAGAACAAGCAGCUGCUCAGGUCCAGCAGGUGCAAGGUGCUGCUUCUCCAGGAAGUGGAAGACAAUCUGGGAGUAAUGAACGCAAACGUAAAGAGCCUCGAGAGAAAGAGAGAGAAAAAGAGAAGAACAGCUGUGUUCUCUUGUAGUAGAAAAUGGAUUCAUUCCGGAGCCAAGUGCAUGUCCUCAGAAGCAAAAUCAAGGAGUAAAAAGGAAGACAAACCCGUUACAUGCCGCCUGUGCCUGAUUAUCCCAUGGAUUUUGUUCACGUUUCAAGAGAGGAUGGGUGACUUUGUUACAAUCAUACAGACUUUCUUCAAAGUCAGAGUGCGUGCUGCUCAAGAUGGAAUUCCAAAUCACAGUUCGAUGCAGCUGUGCUUUGAGUUAGGCGUAAGAAAUACUGCACCUUGUAGCUGAACACACAAAUCAUGGCAAGUUUUGUGUCACAGUGACAUCCAUUACUCGUUACAUCAGUCAGUAAGCUAUUUUACCCUCUCCUCUAAACGAAGGAGGUCAUUCGUUUUCUGUAAGACUUUCUCCUGAAGUCUGUACGCUAACACAACAGAGUUCUGUGUUACUUACAUGAUAUGAAACUAUAUCUCAGUCUGGGUAUAGUCUUCAUGACACAAGAGCCCGAAUAACAGCUGGGCACUGCCUCCUCAAUGUGUCCAGAUUUCUUUGCUUCUGGAUCUGGUAUGUUCGGUUUUUUGAACCCAGAUUUAUACUGUGUUACUGCUCUCAUUGCACCUCCUGGCCAGCUUUCUUGCCCCGAGAAUACGUGACUUGAUAGGCAUCAUACAAAACUUUGUCAUAGAAAAUGGGGCACUUAUUAGUAAGCGAGACGAAUAUUGUUUGCUUUUCUUGCAAUUACAAACUGGGUAUGGCAACUCAGACGUUAUCAGGGUUAAACAAGUAAUUUUAUAGGUAACUUUUUCUUUUAGUAUUUUUUCUCUUUUAGGUAAACUGGACCAGAUAAGUUCUUAUUUAUUGACCUCUCCAUAUGAUAGGUGAAUGAUGAGAGGAAACUAAGGUCUAUAAUAAUCAUUACGCUAUGUAAGAAUGCAGAGUUAAAAUAACUAUCUGCCUUUUUUCCAGAAGUACCUUGAACUUUAACACGACGUUAACGUGUCCACUUGUAUGUUUGAACAAGUGUACUGUAGUUAAAAACACACUUCUUUGUUCCUUUUAUAAAUCAUAUAUCCUUAAAAAGCACACUUCUGAAGGGUGAGAGAGAAGCGAGGCUGCUCUCUGGGAUUGUUUGGAAAGGCGGUCAGGUGUAAUAUUUUGUUUUUUAAAUCACUAAUUUAGAAUAUUUGGAAAGCAGAUUUUUCUAAUUUAUGGGAACCAAAUAAACACGUUACAUCUUGUAGUAUUUAUAGAAUACAGAACCAGAACACUUGCUGAACUUUGAGGGAACCACCGAUCUUCCUCCACUUCUGCUAGGUCAAUAACAGUUCCCUUCUUGCUGAACCUUUUUGAUAAGACAUUUCUAUAGCAAUUUGUAGAUACUUUUGAAAAAGGCUGCUCUUCCUGGACAAGUUAUGUGUUCAUGCUCUAAGCCUGA